ACUUAGACUUAAGUUUAGUGUCACACCCCCAUUCAAAACUCCACAUACUCGAAAAAAACAUAUAAAAAAAACCACAACAAUAUAAAACACACAAAAAAACACUGACAAAUGGCUGCGAAACGACCCCGCGAUGCGGACUUCUUCAAGCACAAGAAGGUACUGCGGGUCCGUUUCAAGAAACUGGUCCGCGCGGUCAUUUUGAACCAGGCAUGGCUCUCCUACUCCGAGGAGCAGGGCAUCUCCAUGAAUGUCAAAAAGAACGUGGCCUUAUUUCGGCAAAAGCGUAAGCCGGGCAUGCUGACCAUGGCCGAGAAGGCUUUAAUGCGAUCAAAUCCCCAAUCAAGGACCAUCGAGGAUCGUAAGAAACUUUGCCUGCUUAUAGCAGGGUUGGAUUGCUUUUCCAGAAUUCCGCCGAAAAUUCGGGCUCGCAUGACUCCGGUCCUUGAGUUUAUGUACAUCAAUGAAUCGCGGGUGAUUAUUUUGGAGGGAGACAUGCCCAUUACCGUCUAUUUUAUACUGAACGGCGAGGUCGAAAUGAAAAAGAACGUUUACAAUAAGACUACAAAAGAGUGGACUGAAGUGGCAGAGGCAAUAUUCGGUCCUGGUGACUGUUUCGGAGAUGUCGAGAUGACUGAGGCUUGUCCUAGAAUGAACACCUAUACAGCAUCGUCUGGCUGCGAAUUGCUUGCAAUCAACGAAUUGGAUUAUGAUCGCAUUUUAAAGCCCUUUAUGUUGAAGCAAUGGAACGAAAAAAAGAUGGCAUUGAAGGCCUUCGAUUACUUUAAUUUUUUACCCCAGAACAGGUGUGUCUCUCUGUAACAGCAAGUCCCUAAUUACAUAAUAGAUUCUUAGAUCAUUCUCGCCUGCAAGUAUGGCUUUCUGGCCCAGUACGAACCGUUGGACACCAUUUACUUGGGCGAAACCGGCUCCCUGAGCUACGCGAACUUUGUUCUGAGUGGCGAGUGCGUCAUUUUGCAGUGCCUGAGCAUGAAAGUAGCCAAAAAGGACGGGCAACCAACAUUUGAGCUGACUCCCAUCGACGCGGACACGGAUGCGUUAUCCAUGUUUAAGUCGAUGGACAUAAACAGCCGCCUGAAUUUUCCGAACAUAGCGGACCUUUUGGCCUCGUCAUCCUCCUCCUCCUCCGAUCAGAGUGCCGGCAAGAAAAAGAAAAAGACGAUGCGCAAUAUGAAUCUGCAAGAUAUAGAAAAGUUCUGUGGAAUUGGUAAUGCAGCGCAUAAGCGAAAGGCACGGGAGAAGCGACCAUUAACUGCAGCUGCGCAGGCCAGGAAAACGAUGAGGAUAGAGAUCCUGCGAAGGGGCACACCAUUCGAUCUAAGUCUUCAGACCAGAGAUGAGAAUUCCGAGGAGGAAGAGCAGGACCCCGAUUUCUAUGAUGACGAGGAUAUGUCCGAUUUAGACUCCAGUAUCUCCUCGUACGAACUGGUCAUCGAGCCAAAUUUGGUGCAACUCCAGUUGGGCCGUGUCGAAAGUGAAGACUUACCGAAAAGAAAGUCAAGUGCUUCUUCAGAAAUUUUCAGUGCUACGUCCGUGAACAUUGAGGAAAUUCAUAGCAUUGAGUCAGCACAUUCUGUUCACAAGGAUCCUAUCGAGACCCACUUCAUAGACGUGGGCUCCCUAUCAUAUGGCAGUAUCUUUGGUCUGGGCGAGAAAAUGGAACAUCGCGUGAUCAUGGCGCGGACUGUAGUACAGUGUCUACUCCUGCCGCGCUACUGGCUGCUAAAGGAGGAGCAGAACCCGGGCAAUGUAUGGAACCGUCGCCGGUUCUACUUUGAAUGCAAUAUACCGUCACGCCAGGAUCUGUUCACCAACUUCCUAAAGACACGGAAAUGGAAUAAGUUCCGGCACGACUAUAUCCAGAGUCUGCUAAACGAUAAGACGACGGCCCAGGUCUCCAAGGAGGAAGAUAUACCGAUUAUGUGUCGCAUUGUAGAGACUAGCGAUGAUACCAUAUAGUGAUUGCUCCAGUAACUCCUAAUUCCAAGUAUCUUCAAGAAUGUUCAGUAAGAGAAUAUGUAAACUAUAAAUUCGAACGGUUAACUAGAAAAAACGAUGUUUAUAAACUAUACAAAAUAUAUAUUUCCCUUCUGACAAGAUUA
Drosophila serrata is the source of this 2120-nucleotide messenger RNA. RefSeq lists its product as uncharacterized. The record is from RefSeq and is a predicted model, not a curated record. Lineage: Eukaryota; Metazoa; Arthropoda; Insecta; Diptera; Drosophilidae.